AUGGUUCGUAGCAGUCUCUUGCUGCCGCUUCUUGCGGCGGCUUUCGCCGUCCAGGGAAAGUCAACUUCCCCCAAGACCGUUCCCGGUGCCUUCAUCGUUGAGUUGGAGGACGGACAGGACGCCUCCGACUUCUUCGCCGAGGCCGAGUCUGACACCAUCACCCGCAUGAACCUGACCUACUCCUUGUUCAAGGGCGCGUCGCUGCAGUUCAAGAACCUCGACACCGCCGACGAGAAGGCCGCGAAGCUGGCGCAGCUCCCGUCCGUCAAGGCCAUGUACCCCGUGCGGACGUACAGCAUCCCCAAGCCCGAGGUCGUCUGGACCGGCAAGCAGGGCCGCGACUACAUCGACCUCAAGAAGCGCCAGGAGGGCGAGGACGUCUUCUCGACGCACGUCAUGACGCAGGUCGACAAGCUGCACGCCGACGGCGUCAGCGGAAAGGGCAUCAAGGUCGCCGUUAUCGACACCGGCAUCGACUACCUCCACCCCGCGCUCGGCGGCUGCUUCGGCUCCGACUGCCUGGUCAGCUACGGAACCGACUUCGUCGGCGACGCGUACGACGGCUACAAUGAGCACUUCCCCGACCCCGACCCCAUGGACUGCGGCGGUCACGGAACCCACGUUGCUGGCAUCAUUGCCGCUCAGAGCAACCCCUUCGGUUUCACCGGUACCGCCCCCGGUGUCACUCUUGGUGCUUACAAGGUUUUCGGCUGCGAGGGUGAGGUCAGCAACGACGUCCUGAUCGCCGCUUACAACCGCGCCUUCGAGGACGGCAGCAACAUCAUCACUGCCUCCAUUGGUGGUCCCUCUGGCUGGACCGAUGAGCCGUGGGCUGCCACCGUCUCCAGAAUCGUCGAUGCCGGCGUUCCCUGCACGGUCUCCGCUGGUAACUCUGGUGAUCAGGGUAUCUUCUUUGCUUCCACCGCUGCCUCUGGCAAGCACGUCACCGCCAUCGCCUCCUUCGACAACGUCAUCACCCCCGCCGUCCUCAUCGAGCAGUCUUACACCAUCGCCGGCGGCGAGGAGAAGAACUUCACAUACACCCCCGGUGAGCCCGAUGCUUGGGCCGGCGUCUCCCUCCCCCUCUGGGCCGUCAGCACCGACUCUACCUCCACCGAGGCUCUGGGCUGCGACGCUUACCCUGUCGGCACCCCCGACCUGAGCGACAAGAUCGUCCUCAUCAAGCGCGGAACCUGCACCUUCGUCGCCAAGGCCCAGAACGCUGCCGCCGCCGGUGCCAAGUACAUCAUGCUGUACAACAACGCCCCCGGCGCUGGUUCCGUCUCCGUGACCGCCGUCCCUGAGAUCCUUGCCAUCGGCAUGACCCCCCCUGAGAACGCCGCCCCUUGGCUCGAGGCUCUCGCCGCCGGCCAGGAGGUCGUCCUCAACAUGGGCGACCCUGCUGAGGCCGAGCAGGUCCUCACCGAGGCUGCCAACAACGCCACCGGCGGCUCUGUCUCUACCUUCAGCUCCUGGGGCCCGAACUGGGACGCCUACUCCAAGCCCCAGUUCGGUGCCGUCGGAGGCAACGUCCUCAGCACCUACCCCAGAGCCCUCGGCAGCUACGCCGUCCUCUCCGGUACCUCCAUGUCUUGCCCCCAGACCGCCGGCAUCGUCGCCCUCAUCGCCGAGGUCCGCAAGACCCUUGACCCCGCCACCAUCGAGAACGUCCUCUCCGCCAACGCCAACCCGGUCAAGUUCAACGACGGCACCGGCUUCGGCGAGCUCCUCGCCCCCAUCGCUCAGCAGGGUGCCGGCCUCGUCCAGGCCUACGAUGCCGCUCACGCCUCGGCCAUCCUCAGCGUCUCCAACCUCUCCUUCAACGACACCGACAACUUCAUCCCCGAGCUGAACUUCACCAUCAAGAACACCGGCUCCGCCGACGUCACCUACGAGCUGAGCAACAUCGGCGCCGCCACCGCCUACACCUUCGCCGCCGCCGGCGACCUCUUCCCCGCCACCUUCCCCAAUGACCUCUCCGCCGAGUAUGCCACCCUCGCCUUCAGCGAGGACAAGGUCUCCGUCCCGGCCGGCGGCGAGGCCACCGUCCUCGUCACCCCGACGCCCCCCGCCAGCCUCGUCGCCGAGCGCCUCCCCGUCUGGUCCGGCUACAUCGCCCUCAACGGCACCGACGGCACCAGCCUCAUCCUCCCCUACCAGGGCAUCGCCGGCAGCCUCCACAGCCACGUCACCCUCGACGUUGCCAUCAUGACCACCUCCACCAGCGCCAAGGCCGAGGAGUUCGAGGAGGUCCCCUCCAACUACACUUACAUCCUCCCGCCCCCGGGCACCGCCAACGAGACCGACGCCGUGCUGCCCGCCCUCGCCGUCAACAUGGCCUUCGGCUCCCCCUUCGUCCGCGCCGACCUCGUGCCGCUCACCAGCUGCCCGCCCAACAUCACCAAGGAGGUCUUCGGUACCAAGACCAUCGGCCAGCCGCGCUCAUUCCCCUACCUGUACGUCUCACGCGGCGUCUUCUCCGUCAACUGGGAUGGCCAGCUCGAUGAUGGUACUUAUGCCCCCGCGGGCAAGUACAAGUUCGCCGUCAAGUCGCUCCGCGUCUUUGGCGAUGCGUCCAAGUUGGAGGAGUACGAUGUCACUGAGACGCAGCCGUUCCGUAUCCAGUACGGCGGUGUUAACCAGACUGCGCCUGCGAGACGUUGGCUCUAG
Messenger RNA from Colletotrichum chrysophilum, 2670 nucleotides. RefSeq lists its product as uncharacterized. Lineage: Eukaryota; Fungi; Ascomycota; Sordariomycetes; Glomerellales; Glomerellaceae. The coding region runs from base 1 to 2670 and encodes 889 amino acids. Gene Ontology annotation, biological process: proteolysis. Gene Ontology annotation, cellular component: cytosol; cell wall; membrane. Gene Ontology annotation, molecular function: tripeptidyl-peptidase activity; serine-type endopeptidase activity. The record is from RefSeq and is a predicted model, not a curated record. The transcript has 4 exons.